AUGCACUCAUAUGGCCUUGGGGCCCUAAUUCAGGCCCUACUAACAGGCCUCGUUUGGGCCUCCACAUCUGUUGAACGGGCUCCUCCUGGUACCUCGUCACUGACGUUUGUUUUCGACACAACUGGUUCAAUGAAUGACGACUUGAUACAGGUUCAAGAUGGAGCCAGAAAGAUUCUCGACACUGUCCUGAAACAACGAGAAAAGCUUAUUUAUAAUUAUGUUUAUGUACCUUUUCAUGAUCCAAGUAAGCACUUUCUCAGUUUCGUUGGUUGUAUUCUUCUUAAAUUAUGA
Anisakis simplex (herring worm) is the source of this 291-nucleotide messenger RNA. The record is from the annotation of a GenBank genome assembly. Lineage: Eukaryota; Metazoa; Nematoda; Chromadorea; Rhabditida; Anisakidae.